CCCUGAGUUGACCAGGAGGGACGAGCUGAGACCCAAGCAGAGUGAAGAAACAGAGCAGACUGACGCUCACACAUUCACUGUGCUCACUGACUCUCAGUCCAUCUACAGAACAACACCCUAUACUCACCAUGCUAGGCUGGGACCUGUGGACAAUUCUUUGCUUUACUUCUGUUCUCUCUGAGGCAUUUCCUUCAACCAACAUAAAAAUCACACAAGAUCUGCCACUGCUGCUGUCAGACCCCAGCCAGCUUGUCUCCUGCCCUCUCUUCUGGACGGAGUUUGAAGGUAAUUGUUACCGUUUCUUCCCGCUGAACCGCACCUGGGCUGAGGCUGACCUCUACUGCGCGGAGUUCUCCAAUGGCCACAAGUCAGCCAAGCUCACAUCCAUACACAGCUGGGAGGAGAAUGUCUUUGUCUAUGAUCUGGUGAACAGUCGGAUCCCUGGCAUCCCCACAGACAUCUGGAUCGGACUCCAUGACCGGAGACAGGAAGGCACCCUGGAGUGGACGGAUGGCUCCCCCUAUGAGUACAGUUACUGGGAUGGGAACCAGCCUGACGAUGGCAUCCACCGCAUCCCAGAGGAGGAGGACUGUGUGGAGAUCUGGUACCGACAGAGUAGCGCUCUGAGAUCCUGGAAUGAUAACAGCUGUGACAAAACCUUUCCCUUCGUCUGUAAAAUCCCUACACUGGACAAUUAGCCCCCAAAUCUACAGCCCACAACCCACCAGCUUGUCUCCAUUCCUGAAGAGAGCUCCUUCUCUUGGACCUCCACCGCUCCAGCACUGGCGUCCAAUUCUGACAUCCAGUUCUGACCCUGUGAGACAUUGCUUGCAAUCACCCAGCAAAACCCAGCCAGGCUCUUACACGCUCUGGAGCCUGCACACAUCUGGUCCUUGUUUGAAGCGCAAUGAUUUAUUGCUCAGACUCGUUUCUGAAGGAACACUAAUUGUUUUUAUGAUUUUAUUUGGAAAGGUUUAUGACUUUUAAUAAACUUGUGCAGUUGUUCUCCUGGUCAAAAUGCUGCUCAGUUGGGCGUGCCUGGAGUGACAGUGUAGGGGGUCAUUGGUAGAGAUGUUACAAUCUUCUGCAGCCGUUAUCUUCCACUGUCAAUCACCAUACGCUUUCUAAACACACUUAGACUGCGGAGUAGUUGUCUUCUAGGUUACCAUAGAGCCCAAAGAGGUUUCCUGCCUACCUGGGAUACACAAACUUAAUUAUUGUAAUAUAAAAUGUUUACCAGACAAUUACAUUUUAUAUUUGUAAGACACAGCAUGUGUUUUAGCAGUGUGCUGCACUUUUCUUUUUAAUUAAAACACAAUUAAGAAACCUGUUAUUGUUAAAUUAGUAUUUUUUCCAUCUAUCUACUCGCUUUCCUACUCAGUGACUAUAGUGGAUGGAGAUAUCUAAUAUUAAUAAAGUACAAGUUAAACUGUU
This is a messenger RNA of Polyodon spathula (Mississippi paddlefish), 1434 nucleotides long. Its product is annotated as C-type lectin domain family 19 member A-like. The record is from RefSeq and is a predicted model, not a curated record. Bases 129 to 698 code for a protein of 189 amino acids. The transcript has 5 exons. Gene Ontology annotation, molecular function: signaling receptor activity. NCBI's taxonomy places the organism in Eukaryota, Metazoa, Chordata, Actinopteri, Acipenseriformes, Polyodontidae.